Glarea lozoyensis ATCC 20868 is the source of this 444-nucleotide messenger RNA. Its product is annotated as P-loop containing nucleoside triphosphate hydrolase. Bases 1 to 444 code for a protein of 147 amino acids. The record is from RefSeq and is a predicted model, not a curated record. NCBI's taxonomy places the organism in Eukaryota, Fungi, Ascomycota, Leotiomycetes, Helotiales, Helotiaceae. The transcript has 5 exons. Gene Ontology annotation, biological process: protein folding. Gene Ontology annotation, molecular function: GTP binding; GTPase activity. Gene Ontology annotation, cellular component: cytoplasm; microtubule cytoskeleton.
AUGAACGAGGACGUUAACAGCGUCAGUCCUACGUUAGGAUUUAUCAUCAAGACCAUCGACCACAACGGGUAUAAACUGAACAUCUGGGACGUUGGUGGUCAGAAGACUCUUCGUUCGUACUGGAAGAACUAUUUCGAAAAGACUGAUGCUUUACUAUGGGUCGUGGAUGCCACGGACAGGCUUCGCAUCGAGGACUGUCGUGAUGAGUUGCACAAUCUGUUGCAAGAAGAGAGGCUGUCUGGGGCAACACUGCUUGUGUUUGCUAACAAAACAGACGUCAACGGCUGUAUGGAUGAAGCAGAAAUCCUCAAGGGGCUUCAACUAGAUGCAAUCAAGACUCACAAAUGGCACAUAAUGCAGUGCAGCGCUAUCACCGGAAAGAAUUUGGAUGAAGGGCUGGAAUGGGUGGUGCAAGAUGCCAAAGAAAGACUGUUUCUGUAUUGA